This is a messenger RNA of Rangifer tarandus platyrhynchus (Svalbard reindeer), 1137 nucleotides long. The record is from the annotation of a GenBank genome assembly. Lineage: Eukaryota; Metazoa; Chordata; Mammalia; Artiodactyla; Cervidae.
AUGGACGCGCUCUGUGAAGCAAAUGGCACCUUCGCCCUCCGCCUCUUAAAGGCCCUGUGUGAAGACGACCCUUCAGACAACGUGUUUUUUUCUCCCGUGAGCCUCUCCUCGGUCCUGGCCAUGGUCCUCCUGGGAGCCAAAGGGGACACCGCUGCCCAGGUGGCCCAGACACUCUCUCUAAGCACAAGCAGUGGCGGAGGUGAAGAUGUCCACCAGGGUUUUCAGAACCUUCUCAGUGAAGUUAACAGGCCCGGCACACAGUACUUGCUCAGAACCGCCAACAGGCUCUUUGGAGAGAAGACUUACGAUUUCCUCUCGUCUUUCAAAGAUGCCUGCCGCAUAUUCUACCAAGCAGAGAUGGAAGAGCUGGACUUUGUCAGCGCUACGGAGGAAUCCAGGAAGCACAUAAACACCUGGGUAGCCGAGAAGACAGAAGGUAAGAUUCGAGAGUUGUUGCCUGCUAACUCCAUCAAUGCAGAGACCAGGCUGAUUCUGGUUAACGCGGUCUACUUCAAAGGGAGCUGGAGUGAGAAAUUCAACAAGGAGUACACCAGGGAGAUGCCUUUUAGAAUAAACCAGAAGGAGCAGAGGCCGGUGCAGAUGAUGUUUCAGGACGGUGAGUUCAGACUCGCCCGCAUCCAGGAGGUGCAGGCCCAGGUGCUGGAGCUGCCGUACGCGGGUGAGGAGCUGAGCAUGCUGGUGCUGCUGCCCAACGACCACGUGCCUCUGAGCUCAAUUGAACAACAGCUGACUCUGGAGAAGUUGCGGGAGUGGACCCGACCCGAGAGCCUGGACCUCCUCGAGGUCAGGGUCCAGCUGCCCAGGUUCAAGCUGGAGGAGAGUUACGACCUCAGAGAGCCCCUGGCCCGCCUGGGUGCGCCGGAUCUCUUCAGUAGCAAGGCGGACCUGUCCGGCAUGUCAGGGGCCAGGGACCUCUUCAUAUCCAAGGUGGUCCACAAGUCCGUCGUGGACGUGAACGAGGAAGGCACGGAGGCGGCGGCCGCCACGGGGGCCAUCGCCGAGUUCGCCAUGCUGCUGCCGGAGGAGGAGUUCGUUGCCGACCACCCUUUCAUCUUCUUCAUCCAGCACAAGGCCUCCUCGCACAUCCUGUUUCUAGGCAGGCUUUCCUCUCCAUAG